Molecule: messenger RNA, 1299 nt
Organism: Linum tenue
Lineage: Eukaryota; Viridiplantae; Streptophyta; Magnoliopsida; Malpighiales; Linaceae
Source: the annotation of a GenBank genome assembly
AUGUCCUUCUUCGUUGGCUUAGUCGCCGGUAUAGUUUUCGGUUUCACUCUGGUGGUUGCAUUCCUCCGGUCACAGAAUGCACGAUCCCAGCAUCGAAUGGAGCUUGCCGCAGCAGUGGCAGCGUUUGCCAGGAUGACGAUGGAGGACUGCAGGAAGCUGUUUAGGGUGGCGACGACGACGAGUUCUGAGUGCUAUUGUCCUUCUUGGGUGGACUUCUCCAAGCCCCAAAAGUUGAAAUGGCUAAACUCUUAUCUGACCAUAGUCUGGCCUUAUAUCAACGAGGCGGCAACUGAGUUGAUAAAGAAGUCUGUUGAACCUACUCUUGAGCUACACAGGCCGGCCAUGGUUCUGUCAUCUCUCAAGUUCUCCAUCUUCACUCUUGGCACAGUUGCCCCUCAGUUCACAGAUAUCGGAUUCACUGGGGUUUUCAGGCUGAUCUUCAAGCCGACGCUUGAGGAGCUUCCUCGCUUGGGGGACAUUCGUUUUUCUCUGCGACAAAAGAAGAAUUUCGACUCUCAGCUUGAAAUUGGAGGCGAUGAGUUCACGUCAAUUCCUGGACUGUUUGGUGCUCUAGAGGAUAUUAUAGGCAAUGCCAUUGUGAACUCAUUUACAUGCCCGGUGCGAACAAUCAAUCUGUGGAAUCCCCUUCCUGGAAUAUCUGAUGCUCUAGAGGAUGUCAUAGACAGUGCUAUUGGGAACUCCAUUACUUGGCCGAUACGAAAGAUCGUCCCUGUUCUAUUCAAGUCUCGCAAUCCAUCGAUCCCCCGGCUGCCGAAUCCCCAAAUCCAGCUCUACGUUGCGCUGACAGCAAACAGCUAUAUAAUCCGAACGGCAAACGAUUAUCUACACCGGAAACCUCAGUCCGACGACGGCGAACCCAUCCUCGCACUCGAAGGGAAUGAACCCAAUCCGGCAGCGGUGGGGUUGGCGCAGUGGCAGGAGCAACUCGUCAUGCUGGCAACCCAGACGGCACGCAUUUCGCUGACGAUGCUGGUAGCAGCUUUCCGCAACGGAACCUCCCGCCCGAUCUGGUCAUCUGCUGCUGAGCUCUGUGAUUUGGGUCGUGAUUCCGACAAUGCCACUGUCUAUCUUCGGCGAGCGAGAGCCUUGGCGGAUCGGCUUGCAGCUGUUGGACUCCCUGUCUCGGACGAGAAACUGGUGCGCAGAAUCCUUCGCGGGCUCGGCCCGCGCUAUCGGCCUUUCGUUCGAUCUGUGCUCAGCCGGCCGUUCCCUGUGACGUACGAGGAAUUACAUGGCCUGAUUCUCGAGCUCGACGCGACGAAACUUCCCUCGUCAUGA